Penicillium brevicompactum is the source of this 1023-nucleotide messenger RNA. RefSeq names its product protein GET4. The record is from RefSeq and is a predicted model, not a curated record. Gene Ontology annotation, molecular function: protein binding. Gene Ontology annotation, cellular component: TRC complex; cytosol. The transcript has 4 exons. Bases 1 to 1023 code for a protein of 340 amino acids. NCBI's taxonomy places the organism in Eukaryota, Fungi, Ascomycota, Eurotiomycetes, Eurotiales, Aspergillaceae. Gene Ontology annotation, biological process: protein insertion into ER membrane.
AUGUCUUCUCGUAUCGAUAAGGUCAUUGCCCGCCAGCGGGAAAAGAUCGCUGAUGGCGCCUAUUAUGAAGCUCACCAGCAGCUACGUGUCAUUGCUGUCCGCUACAUCAAACAAUCAAACUACGAUGCUGCCGCCGAGAUCUUGGCCGGUGGCGCCAAGGAGCUCUUGAAAGCUGGCUCGCAACAAGGUGCCUCUGCCAGUGGUGGCGACUUGGCGAUCAUGCUGGUGAUCGAGGUCUAUAAUAAGGCAGAAUGGGAGAUCAAGGGAGGAAGUGACGAUGCAGAGGGUCGAUCCCGCAAGAAGCGCUUGAUCGAAUUGCUACGUGAAUUCCCUUCCGACGAACCUACACGAAAGAGAUACAUUCAAGAGAUCAUGGCAUGGAGCGGUAAAUUUGGACCAUUGGAGAGGGGAGACCCAGAGCUGCACCAUGCUGCCGGCUCGGUAUAUGCCGAAGAUAACGAGCCGUACGAGGCCGAGAAACAUCUCAUCCUAGGAACCUCCGAAUCGGCCGAGACGCUGGCGAAGCUCGAGUACGAAUGGUACACUGGCGACGAGCCUCACACCGCAGCUAUCUAUGCCUCUCGUGCAGUCUUCCCAUACCUCCUCACGGGCAACCUCCGCAGUGCAAACAAAGCCCUGCUCAUCUUUACCACCAAGCUCUCGGCUGCUAACCCCCAGCUGGGUGUGCAGGACGUCAGCAGCUCCAGCUCAGACGCCCGCGUAUUCCCCGCGCUUCCACUCGUCAACUUUAUCAGCUUGCUUCUGCUGACCAUCCAGCGGGGCGCUCCGGAUCUCUUCCGCAACCUCACUGCCCACUACGCAGCACAGAUUAAAGAACUUGGUAUAUGGGAUGAUGCCCUGGCGCAGAUCGGUGAGCAGUACUUUGCGAUCAAGAUCCCUAGACAAGGAAACCCAUUGAUGGAUAUGAUGAGCGGUAUGUUGUUCGGUGGUGGUAAUGCGGGCAAGCAACAAAGCCGGGCGAAGAAGGUCGAGGCCCCACCGGCAAGCAUGGAGCUUGAUUAA